Messenger RNA from Rotaria sp. Silwood1, 2454 nucleotides. NCBI's taxonomy places the organism in Eukaryota, Metazoa, Rotifera, Eurotatoria, Philodinida, Philodinidae. The record is from the annotation of a GenBank genome assembly.
AUGAGUGACAUUGAAAGUUUACGUCAAGAAGCCGAGUCGCUCAAAAAUCAAAUUCGUGAUGCCAGAAAGGCAGCUUGUGAUGCUACUCUAUUACAAGUAGCACAAAAUGUGGAUCAGAUUGGUCGUAUUCAAAUGCGUACAAGACGAACUCUUCGUGGUCAUCUUGCCAAAAUUUAUGCCAUGCAUUGGGGUUCCGAUUCAAGCUCCUCCUCUAGAAACUUAGUAUCAGCUUCUCAAGAUGGAAAACUCAUUGUAUGGGAUUCAUACACUACGAACAAGGUUCACGCUAUCCCACUACGUUCAUCAUGGGUGAUGACAUGUGCCUAUGCACCAUCUGGAAAUUUUGUAGCUUGUGGUGGUCUUGAUAAUAUUUGUUCAAUUUAUUCAUUAAAAACACGUGAAGGCAAUGUACGUGUUAGUCGAGAAUUACCCGGUCAUACGGGAUAUUUAUCGUGCUGUCGUUUUCUUGAUGAUUCUCAAAUUGUGACAAGUUCAGGCGAUAUGACAUGUGCCCUGUGGGAUAUUGAAACUGGACAACAAACAACUAGUUUUCAAGGACACACAGGUGAUGUUAUGUCACUUUCAUUAUCACCCGAUAUGAAAACAUUUGUUUCGGGUGCAUGCGAUGCCUCUGCCAAACUUUGGGAUAUACGAGAAGGCAUGUGUAAACAAACAUUUCCCGGCCAUGAGUCGGAUAUCAAUGCUGUUACCUUCUUUCCAAAUGGAUCGGCAUUUGCUACAGGAUCUGAUGAUGCAACUUGUCGUCUAUUCGAUAUUCGUGCUGAUCAAGAAGUAGGAAUGUAUUCCCAUGACAAUAUUAUAUGUGGUAUAACAUCGGUUGCCUUCUCCAAAUCGGGUCGUCUUCUGUUGGCCGGUUAUGAUGAUUUUAAUUGCAAUGUUUGGGACACACUUCGUCUAGAACGUGCUGGCGUUUUGGCUGGUCACGAUAAUCGUGUCAGUUGUCUUGGUGUAACUGAAGAUGGAAUGGCCGUAGCGACUGCGAUGAGUCAGAAUGGUACGACACCUACUACAGAUGAAAAGCGUACAUCGAUCACUAUACCUACUCCUUUAUUUGUCCCGAUGAUGCCUAUGUUUUUUCCUUAUGGUAAUACUAAUGCAACUGGACAACAUUUUUUUGCUCCAGCUGUUUAUCCUAACGUUUCACCAUAUCCAUCAACUGGUAAUCAUCGUCAUGGAAAUGUUGGACUUGGUUAUAAUGCAUUUUACAAUCCAUUUUAUCCUACUCCAAAUAAUAUUUUAUCUCCAGCAACACAUAUCACUAAUUCAGCAGCAUUAAUUCCACCACGUCCAUUAAUGCCGACACCACUGUUAUCGUCACAACAACUACAGCAUUCAUCAAUAGGCUCUCCAACUAUUGGAAAUGAUGUUGAACGCAAUAAAAACUUGAAUAUUCGUGAAUGUCAAUCACCAAUUAUAGAUCAAACAAAACAAGCAAAAAAUCCAAUAGUGAUUGUUGAUGCAAAUUCUAAUAAUACAGAACCAAGAACACGUAAAAAUUCAUCAUCAGCAUCAUCAUUUAUAUCUCGUUCAGAAUCGGAUCAAAUUCCUUUUCCAUCUUCAUCUUCUGUUCAAGACAUUGACUAUGAUAAUUCACAAGACGAUUUUUUAACAUUUAUCGAACAGAAAACUAAAACGAAGACAAAAAUGCCAGAAUUAAAUCCAUUUGCUAAUGAAUUUUGUUUCGGUAAUAAUAAAAAUCUUACUACAGAUUCAUUAAUAAUAACAAAUGGUAUUGAUCAUAAUACAAAUAAUGAAAAUCAAUCAUCGUAUAGAUUAUUAUUUGAUAAUUUAAUUGAAAAAAGUCUUGAAUCUAUUGAAGCUAUUAAAAAAUCAAGAAAAAAAACUUCUGUUAAUGAUAUAUCUAUUCAAUGUAGUUCAAUAAAUGAUUCUAUUAAUCGUUCAACACAAACUAUGGAUCAUACAAAUAAUUUUGAUAUUAUUGAAGAAUAUAGUUUUCGUACAAUUAAAUUAAUGGAUAGAUUACUUGCAAAUUUUCGAAAUGUAUAUCAAAAUGAAGUUCAUGAUGAAUGCAAAAUAAUGGCUCAUACAUGUGAUGAAUUACGUCAUUUAAUUUUAUUUAUUCAUCAUACAAUAUCAACAUCACAUAAUGAUCAACAAAAAACCUCAUCAAUGGAUUUAGAUAAUCCAUUUAGUAGUAUGAUACAAGAUCUAGCACACGAUAUGAAAAAUAGUAAUAGAUAUCAAACAUUAUCACAACUUGCACAUAGUACCGGACGAGGUACACGUCGUCUAAUGACAUCAUCUAGUAACUCACCAGUACCAUCAUUUUCUUGUCGUCAAAUUGAUCAAACAACAAUAGCUCAAUCAAAAUUAUGUUUACUUUGUCAUAGACCUAUAGGUGAUAGUGAUGAUUUUAUGCAUACACUAUGUCGAUCGUUAGCAUCUUGUCCAAAUAUGUCCGCUGAUACAUAG